AACUCCAAGUUAUUCUGACUGCACCAGAGCACCAACCGUUCAACCUCCUGCCUGUAUGCAGACUCGUUUCUAUCUUGGAUGAGGCCUAUGACCGUAGUGCCAUCUGCAAAUUUCAGGAGUUUUACAGUUGGGUCCAUAGAGGUGUAGUAGUUGGUGUAAGGGGGAAAAGCAGUGGGAAGAGGACACAUCCCUGAGGAGUGCCAGUGCUGAUUGACUGCAUGCCAGAAGUGACUGCCCCCAGCCUUACUUGUUGUUCCUUGCCUGUCAGGAACCUGGUGAGCCACUGACAUAUGGCAAGUGAAACACUGAGCUGGGACAGUUUGGAGGAGAGGAUUUCUGGAAUUAUGGUGUUGAACACUGAGCUGAAAUCUAUGAACAGGAUUCUUGUGUAGGUCCCUGGUAAUCAAGAUGUUGCAGGAUGUAGUGCAGUCCCAUGUUGACUGCAUCAUCCACUGACCUGUUUGCCUGCAAACAAACUGCAGGGGGUCAGUAGGUGACCUGUAAUGCUCUUCAGAUGGACCAACACUAGUUGUUCAAAGGACUUCAUGACCACAGAUGUCAGAGUGACAGGCCUGUAGUCAUUUAGUCCUGUGAUGGAGGGUUUCUUGGGGACUGGAAUGAUGGUGGAGCACUUGAAGCAGGAGGGGACUUGACAAAUCCUCUCAAGGGAUCUAUCGAAGAUCUGUAUAAAGAUUGGAGCCAGUUGGUCAGGAGAGGGAGACUCCAUCUGGGCUUGGUGCUUUCUUGAUUUUCUGACUCUGGAAGAGCCAACUCGCAUCCUCUUCACACACCAACAACAACCUACAAUAAAAAUCUAACACUAAUAGUGACUGCUUGUGAUGAUCCUGCAGGCCUUUCUCAUUUCUGUCAGGUCCGACAUCAUGUUGUCACUGUUCCUGUUGUCCCUACCUCUGCUCCCUGUGGUCAUCACACUUUGCAACUCACCACUGCGAGCCCUGUAUCGUUGUGUGUAUGAGAGAGUUCUGAAGGUCCUCCGUGGGAAAGUAUGUGUCAGACGCACGCAUGCCUACGUCUUCUCUGAGUGUACCCAUGGUCAAGCUGAAAGUGUGCUGGCCACGUUUGACCUUUACAGCAAAACAAAUGCAUCUUUCAGCAUUGGGCCAGAAAAAGGUGUGUUCCUGGAUGAUGUGGUACGACGCGAGGCUCCUCACAGGGUGCUGGAGUUAGGCAUGCACUGUGGCUACACCUCUGUCCGAAUAUUGCGUCUGCUUCCCAUCUCCGGCAAACUGCUCACGGUGGAGAUGGAUCCGCUUGCUGCCGAGAAAGGCGAGGAGAUCCUACUUGUUGCAGGAUUCAAAAAUUCACAAUUUCUAGUGCUACCUUGCUCCUCAGAUGAAGCCAUCUCCAGGUUAGCAUCUCACCUUGGUGAGGACCGUUUGGACCUAGUGGUGAUGGAUCACAACCCUCAACAGUAUCUCCCAGACCUUCUGGCCCUUCAAAGACAGAAUCUGCUCUCUAAGCGCAGUGUCCUCAUAUUAAACCGAGUUGUGGAAGCUGGGGCUCAGGUCAUGCUGGACUAUCUCACCACCAAGCCACACAACUAUGCCAUGUGCCAGCAGGUGAAAGACAUACUGGAGAUCCACUGUCAUACAGAUACUCAUCUCCACAGAGAAGAGAGUUAAUAUGAUACAGGCUGUGAUUUUAGGUCUGAAAUAUACAGUGAGUGCAUCCACAUGUGCAAUGGAUGAUAGUUUGAGUUCAAAAGAUGGAAAUUCCGUAUAAUUUUAAACAUAACAUUUUGUAAAAGAUUUUUAAAAAAUUAACUUUUCUUGCAUUUUUCAGCUCUGUCACUGUCAUUGCUCUUUACAGGUGUAAUUUUUAUGCUUAAAAGCAUUUCAAUAUUUAUCAUAAUAAUUGUGAAUAUUCAAAUCAUUUCACUGUCUUGCUAAUUUCUUCAUUUCAGAUGGCAAAUCACAAUUUUUCUGGUCUGAAAAUUAACCCUUUCAAGCUGGGACAGAGCAACUCAUGUCUGAUUAAUAGCCAAACCAUGAGACUUGUGAAUAAACCCAAAUAAUUGCUUG
This is a messenger RNA of Neoarius graeffei (lesser salmon catfish), 2042 nucleotides long. Its product is annotated as transmembrane O-methyltransferase homolog. NCBI's taxonomy places the organism in Eukaryota, Metazoa, Chordata, Actinopteri, Siluriformes, Ariidae. The coding region runs from base 840 to 1643 and encodes 267 amino acids. The record is from RefSeq and is a predicted model, not a curated record. The transcript is spliced from 6 exons. Gene Ontology annotation, biological process: catecholamine catabolic process; dopamine metabolic process; developmental process. Gene Ontology annotation, molecular function: catechol O-methyltransferase activity.